AUGCAAACCAUGCAAUCAAGGGUUGUGCCAUUAGAGGAAGGCAAGGACCCCGGAGUUACUAGCAGGACAAACCAAACCAAGGCAUUGCCGAUAAGGCUACUUCAGUUAUUUAUGCUGUUUCUGCUUUUCUGUAUUACUUUCUCAGUCAUUAGCAUAUUGACGAUUCGUCAUUUUGGAAUUAAUGGGGUGAUGACGACGGUCACAUCCUCUUUCCAGCCAUGCUAUGAGGAACCGAGUGGUUUGGACCGGUGGAUUAAGCCGCCAUCAAAUCUUCAACACACUAUGACUGAUAAGGAAUUAUUGUGGAGGGCUUCUCUUAUGCCUAGAAUAAAGAAGUAUCCUUUUGAGAGAGUUCCAAAGAUUGCAUUUAUGUUCUUGACCAGGGGGCCGUUGCCGCUGGCACCCCUUUGGGAGAGGUUUCUGAAGGGACAUGAAGGACGUUAUUCAAUCUACGUUCAUUCACUGCCGUCAUUUCAACCUCAUUUUCACACUUCGUCCGUUUUUUAUGGGAGACACAUUCCCAGCCAGGUUUCUGAGUGGGGAAGAAUGAGUAUGUGUGAUGCUGAGAGAAGGCUCCUUGCUAAUGCAUUGCUUGACAUAUCCAAUGAAUGGUUCAUUCUUGUUUCCGAAUCUUGCAUUCCGCUCUAUAACUUCAGUGUCAUUUACCACUACUUAAUGAAAUCCAAGUACAGCUUCAUCGGUGCAUUUGAUGACCCUGGGCCAUUCGGGAGAGGACGCUAUAAUAAUAACAUGGCACCUGAAGUGAAUAUAACCCAGUGGCGCAAGGGCUCCCAAUGGUUUGAAGUUAACCGGAAGCUUGCCAUCAGCAUUGUUGAAGAUACAACAUUUUACUCAAAAUUUGAAAAGUUCUGUAGACCCGCAUGUUACGUUGAUGAGCACUAUUUCCCCACCAUGCUAACCAUUCAAGCAGGGAAUUCCUUAGCAAACAGAAGCAUCACGUGGGUGGAUUGGUCAAGGGGCGGACCUCACCCAGCUACCUUUGGAAGAGCUGAUAUCACUGAGGAAUUCUUCAAGAGAAUGCUCGAGGGUCAUCGCUGCACUUACAACGACCGGAACUCUUCAAUCUGCUUUCUUUUUGGAAGAAAAUUUGCUCCAAGUGCUAUGGAACCUCUUCUGCAUUUAGCACCAAAGUUUUUGGGCUUCUAA
Prunus armeniaca (apricot) is the source of this 1167-nucleotide messenger RNA. Lineage: Eukaryota; Viridiplantae; Streptophyta; Magnoliopsida; Rosales; Rosaceae. The record is from the annotation of a GenBank genome assembly.